This is a messenger RNA of Thermochaetoides thermophila DSM 1495, 2544 nucleotides long. RefSeq lists its product as uncharacterized. The record is from RefSeq and is a predicted model, not a curated record. Lineage: Eukaryota; Fungi; Ascomycota; Sordariomycetes; Sordariales; Chaetomiaceae. Bases 1 to 2544 code for a protein of 847 amino acids. Gene Ontology annotation, cellular component: P-body. Gene Ontology annotation, molecular function: RNA binding. The transcript has 2 exons. Gene Ontology annotation, biological process: deadenylation-dependent decapping of nuclear-transcribed mRNA; P-body assembly.
AUGUCGUUUUUCGGCUUCGAGAGCAGCCACCACAAUCCGGCGGCUGCCGGUUUUUCGCAAGCUCACGAUCCGUUUGCCGGGUUGGCCAACCGUGAUGAAGAUGGCGAGGUGCUCGAAUUUGACGACACCUACGAUGGCUUGGGAGACCAGCUGGAGGAGACGGGCGACGAGCUCAACGAUGACACUUUUGGCGAUACAGCUGUUGGCAAGGACUUCGACUUCUUCGGCCAAACCGCCAAGGUUUCAACGGCUAUUGAGGAAGAACAGGCUCGCUUCAAUCGCAUCAAGCCGCCAACCAAGGCUUCGCAGCCGACGACCCAGCCCACUUCGAAGCCCUCGACGGCCUUUUACUCUUCUACACAAGCCACGUCUUCGUAUACCUAUUCUUCGCAAACCGCCUCUUCUAAACCCCUGCGAACAGGCUACGAAAAGUACAAGAGUGAGCCGGUUGCCGAGCUUCAGGUCGAUCCAACCCUGUGGGGUGUCGCACCAAAGAAGCAGUCUCAGGCGUCUACUACUCCUGCUGUUUCUGCCUCUGCCUCUUCGAUUCCCCCAAACAAGAAGGUUCUGAGUGUUGAGGAGGUCGAAGCACAGCUGCGGGCGCAGGCAAAGAAUAAAGCUCAGCAGGCUGCUGCCUCGCCAGCACCACAACCAGCUCCUGGUCCAGCUACACCUACGCCGGUUCAAGCCCCCAUGCAACACAUGGGACAGUAUCCUCCUGGUUAUCAGUUCCCUCAGCAUGGCCAGCCUCAGCUUUCGGUACAACAAGAUCAAGUCUUUCCUGGCCAAGCCCACCCUGUUACCAUCUUGCAGAGGCCGCAGUCCAAGCCAGCUCCUUCUCCUCAGCCCAUAGGCCAGCCGCCUGCCCAACUCCGUCAACAACCUUCGGCGCCUGUUCAACCUACCCAUAUCUUGCAGAAUCCUAACCGUUUGUCAGGGGAUGGUGCUAAACUCGGCAUCCCCCAGCAGCCUACCUCUUCAGUUCCUGGCAACUACCCAGCUCAUCAGAAUCAUCGACAGCAAAGCUCAUUGCCCCGGCAACCACCCAUUAUCACCCACCCGUCCCAGUUGGCACAGCUUACCGAUGAAGAAAAGGCUGCGUAUUUGGAACAGGAAGCCAGACGUGCUAAGCGGAAUCACAAGAUCUUCCUCAUGUCCCGCGAUAACGGCCUGAUGACACCCCAGGACAAGAGUUUUGUGACCCGCAUUCAACUUCAGCAGCUUGUCGCCGCUACUGGUAACCCCAACGAGCACGGGACUGAUGAAGCGCUUGCCGAGGACUUCUACUACCAGGUUCACACGCAAAUUCAGGGUGGUCAUCGUCAGCAUCCAAGUCAGCCUUUGAACAACUUUGCCCAGACGUACUUGUACCAAACUGGUGCUCGCCAGGGAGGUCGUCGCCAUCGCGGUCCCGAGAAUCACUUGCAGCGGAUGGAGCAACAAGUCCAGCGAGCCGUUGAAGCGGCCAAAACCAAACCAAAGAAUAAGCAGCUGGUUAUUGAGGGCAGCUUAGGGAAGAUUUCGUUCAGCAACGCCAAGACUCCGAAGCCCUUGCUUAAUAUCAAGCGCCCAGAGAAUGGUGGUGAUGCCAAUCGUCCCGCCAGCGCCCACAAGCAGGUCCCCCAGAGUGGUGAUCGAAAGAGCGAGUUGCGCUCUCUGGAGCUCAUCUACACAACCUUGAUGAAGAUGGAGGAUCACGAUCGGACCAUGCCUUCUCCCCCCGCCAAUGAAGCGGAUAGCGAGGCCAUUCAGCAAUUUGUCACUUGGAACAGUGAGGCUCAGAUUCUCAACACCAAGUUAUGGAACCUUCUCCGCGUUCAUGAUCACCCAGAGAAUGGCGUCAUUCACCCAUUCAUUGCUCUUCUGUCCUACAGCAAGGGCAAGAAGGCUAUGCCACGCGUAUUCCGUCAUCUUACCCAGGAACAGCGUACGACCAUCCUCACUCUCAUAAUUUUGAACCUGGAUAAUCUGGACGUUGUUCGUGGUGCUCAAGUCUCUUCUGGAAAUAUGCAGCUGAAUGCGGCCAUGCGGGAGAACGUUGAACUUUUCUCGGUAGCGGUCAUGUCGACGCUCUUCAACGUUCUUAAUGAACUCGAUCUCGACCUUGUUGCCGGUGUGCUUGGCCUCGUUUGCACUCGAAAUGUUGAUGUCAUUGCCAAGAGUAGAAUUGGCGCGUCGAUGCUGACGAUGAUUCUCAGCCGGGCUGAGAUUAUCAAGCACAGCGGUGCCGGGAGUGAGCAGGCCUGGCGUUCAUGGGACUCGACGUACACGAAGUUUUUUGACUUGAUUGAGCCAUCACUCCCCUACAUUUUCCCUGGCUCUGUCACUGCCAGUGACGAUGUUUACGUUUGGCAGCUUCUGGCCGCCCUCGGCAUUGGGGCUAGCCUUGAUCAACAACAGAGGCUCGUCCUUGCUGUCAAGGACCGUGUCAUGGACACAGUUGCUCUUUCCAAGACUCUCCCUCCAGACCUGGCCGCCCAGCGUCUGCAGAACGUCAACCUUUUCAUGCGUUCCAUUGGCUUAGAUGUUGAGUUGCUCCAGUAA